AUGCCAACAUCUGAGGGCACAUUGUUUAUUUUGCUGCUGAUUAGUCUGCAGUUGGUCAGAAAUCACAGUGAAUAUCCCACAUCUUCAAGAAGCAGGGUAAGCAGCACUCCUGUGAGUCCAACUAUAUUCAAUGUGACCUUUGAUAGAACUUCUACAGAACCUAGAAAUAUCAGUGCUAGUCCAAAUGAUAGUACUGUAACAGAAAGCAAUACUCCAAGCAACAAGACCACCUCAACCCUGACUCCAACAUCAUCUCUUCACACUUUGCUAUUACCAACAACACAUCCACCAACUUUUACUACAAAAGAUGUAAAGCAUAGAAUAUCCUCUUCGGGGAUGCCUGAAAAUACUUCUAGAAAAUAUGAAGCCACCACUUACUUCAAGUCAUUUGAAACUGAAUCAAACAGUGUCACCACAAGCACUCCUAACAUCAGUUUCACGACCAGGGUUUCCCAUAACACAACUCAAGCAGAUGGUUUAACAUUUCAUCCCACUAAAAAUCUAUCAAAUACAACACCUAUGUUGUUAACUACUAGGAGUAGUACUGUUACAACUGAAUUAUCAACAACAGCAAAGCUGCCUCCCAAAGCAACGGAUAGCUUUACAGGACCAAGAGAAGCCCCAAAAGAAAGCCAUAUUAAUGGAGGGGUAAUAUUUGGAGCAAUUGUAGGAGCAAUAUUAGGCUCUGCACUGAUUUGCCUGGUUGGAUAUUUAAUCUGUGGUCAAAGAAAAACUGAAUCGUUCGGACAUCAGCGACUUUAUGAUGACACAAGAAAUGAUCCAGUUCUGCGACUAGAUGCUAUACCUGAACCUUUCAAUGCAAACUUUGGAGAUAUAUCCUACUACAAUCCCAUGGCAGCCAAUGAGAACCCUGUCCAGAACCACAAAGAAACAUCAUACAAUGCAAUCCCAAUGGAUGACAUGACAUCAUCACAGCCUUCAGCAGAAAUGCAUAAAGCCAUAUGUUAG
Molecule: messenger RNA, 969 nt
Organism: Thamnophis elegans (Western terrestrial garter snake)
Lineage: Eukaryota; Metazoa; Chordata; Lepidosauria; Squamata; Natricidae
Gene: MUC15
Product: mucin 15, cell surface associated
Exons: 3
Coding region: 1-969 (322 amino acids)
Source: RefSeq, a predicted model, not a curated record